Molecule: messenger RNA, 6132 nt
Organism: Pseudoliparis swirei
Lineage: Eukaryota; Metazoa; Chordata; Actinopteri; Perciformes; Liparidae
Gene: ppip5k1a
Product: diphosphoinositol pentakisphosphate kinase 1a
Exons: 30
Coding region: 433-4581 (1382 amino acids)
Biological process (GO): inositol metabolic process; inositol phosphate biosynthetic process
Cellular component (GO): cytosol
Molecular function (GO): 5-diphosphoinositol pentakisphosphate 1-kinase activity; inositol hexakisphosphate kinase activity; diphosphoinositol pentakisphosphate kinase activity
Source: RefSeq, a predicted model, not a curated record
GAAAAAGAGAAAGAUUGGUUUCACACGCAAACUGUCAAGAGUGAAGGGAAGCGAGCCGAUGGCGGCGACACAAACCGCCCAGCUUCACUGAGGCUCCGGCCCGUUGGGUGUUCUUCCUCUCGCGUGGACCCGUCUUCAGCACCGUCUUAACCACGGGGACACCGUCACGCCGAUGGAGGACCGGCCUCCCGAGAGGUGAAUCCCCCGAGUAAAGAAUCAUCACGGCGUCGUCACAGGGGACUCGCCACCGCCGCCAUCUCUCACGUGACCUCGGAGGUUCUAGCCCCGCCCCCCACCCCGCCUCUGUCUCCUUCUGCCUCCCUCUUCCUUCCGACCCCUUCCCUUCAGGCCUGGCGCCCUCCCCGGCGGCGGCGGCGUGUUUUGGCAUCCGAUGCCGCGGCGGGACCCUGAGGGCGGCCGCGGGGGACUGUGAUGUCAGAGCCCAGCAGCCCGGGCGAGAGCCGGCGCGGCGCUCCCAGAUUCUUCGUGGGCUGCGAGGACGAUGAGAGCGAGUCCCUGGAGGACAGCAUGAGGACGGACAUGGAGCUGUACGAGGACGACGAGGACACGGACUCGCUGCCGGAGCGACAGAUCGUGGUGGGGAUCUGCUGCAUGAUGAAGAAGUCCAAGUCCAAGCCCAUGACCCAGAUCCUGGAGCGGCUGUGCAGGUUUGAGUUCAUCACCGUGGUGAUCUUCCCCGAGGACGCCAUCCUCAACGAGCCGGUGGACCGGUGGCCGCUGUGUGACUGCCUCAUCUCCUUCCACUCCAAGGGGUUCCCUCUGGAUAAAGCUGUGAGCUACGCCAAGCUGAGGAACCCUCUGCUCCUCAACGACCUGAACAUGCAGUACUACAUCCAGGACAGGAGGGAGGUGUACCGCAUCCUGCAGGAGGAGGGCAUCGACCUGCCGCGCUACGCCGUGCUGAACCGAGACCCGGAUAAACCCGACGCGUGCAACCUGGUGGAGGGGGAGGACCACGUGGAGGUGAACGGGGAGGUGUUCCAGAAGCCGUUCGUGGAGAAGCCCGUCUGCGCCGAGGACCACAACGUCUACAUCUACUACCCCACGUCGGCGGGGGGGGGCAGCCAGCGGCUCUUCAGGAAGAUCGGCAGCCGGAGCAGCGUCUACUCGCCGGAGACCAGCGUGAGGAAGACGGGCUCCUACAUCUACGAGGAGUUCAUGCCCACGGACGGCACGGACGUCAAGGUGUACACGGUGGGGCCCGACUACGCCCACGCAGAGGCCCGGAAGAGCCCGGCUCUGGACGGGAAGGUGGAGCGGGACAGCGAGGGGAAGGAGGUCCGAUACCCCGUCAUGCUCUCCGCCAUGGAGAAGCUGGUGGCACGCAAGGUCUGCCUCGCAUUCAAGCAAACGGUCUGUGGCUUCGACCUCCUCCGGGCCAGCGGUCACUCGUACGUGUGCGACGUCAACGGCUUCAGCUUCGUGAAGAACUCGAUGAAGUAUUACGACGACUGCGCCAAGAUCCUCGGGAACAUCGUGAUGCGGGAGCUGGCUCCUCAGUUCCAGAUUCCCUGGUCCAUCCCGACGGAGGCGGAGGACAUCCCCAUCGUGCCCACCACCUCGGGGACCAUGAUGGAGCUGCGUUGCGUCAUCGCCGUCAUCCGCCACGGAGACCGGACGCCCAAACAGAAGAUGAAGAUGGAAGUCCGUAACCCCAUGUUCUUUGAUCUAUUUGAGAAAUACGGAGGGAACAAAACUGGGAAACUGAAGCUGAAGAAGCCCAAACAGCUGCAGGAAGUGCUGGACAUCACGCGGCAGCUGUUGGCGGAACUCGGGCAGCACACCGACUGUGAGAUCGAGGAGAAGAAGUCCAAACUGGAGCAGCUGAAGACGGUUCUGGAGAUGUACGGCCAUUUCUCCGGGAUCAACCGAAAGGUGCAGCUCACCUACCUGCCCCACGGGCAGCCCAAGGCCUCCAGCGAGGAGGAAGACUCGCGGAAGGAGGGCGCGUCCCUGCUGCUGGUGCUGAAGUGGGGGGGGGAGCUGACGCCUGCAGGCCGGGUCCAGGCCGAGGAGCUGGGGCGGGCCUUCCGCUGCAUGUACCCCGGGGGUCAAGGAGAUUACGCCGGGUUUCCGGGCUGCGGGUUGCUACGGUUACACAGCACCUACAGGCACGACCUGAAGAUCUACGCGUCGGACGAGGGCCGCGUGCAGAUGACGGCCGCGGCCUUCGCCAAGGGGCUGCUGGCUCUGGAGGGCGAGCUGACCCCCAUCCUGGUGCAGAUGGUGAAGAGCGCCAACAUGAACGGGCUGCUGGACAACGACACCGACUCCCUGAGCAGCUGUCAGCACCGGGUCAAAGCCCGGCUGCACGAGAUCCUGCAGAAGGACCGGGACUUCACCGAGGAGGACUACGACCGGCUGGCCCCGACCUGCAGUGCCUCUCUGGUGAACUCGAUGAAGAUCGUGGAGAACCCGGUGGCCACCUGUGGCGAGGUCUACGCCCUCAUCCAGAGCCUCACGUCCCAGAUCCGCACCAGGAUGGAGGACCCCAAGUCCGCCGACCUGCAGCUGUACCACAGUGAGACUCUGGAGCUGAUGCUGCAGCGCUGGUCCAAACUGGAGAGAGACUUCCGGAUGAAGAACGGACGCUACGACAUCAGCAAGAUCCCCGACAUCUACGACUGCGUGAAGUACGACGUCAUCCACAACGCCUCGCUGGGCCUGGAGGACACGCUGGAGCUGUUCAGGCUGUCCCGGGCGCUGGCCGACGUCGUCAUCCCACAGGAGUACGGCAUCAACCGCGUGGAGAAGCUGGACAUCGCGUACGCCCACUGCCUCCCUCUGGUCAGGAAGAUCCAGCUGGACAUGCAGCGGACCCACGAGGACGAGUCCGUCAACAAGCUGCACCCUCUGUACUCUCGGGGAGUGAUGUCACCGGGGCGCCACGUCAGGACGCGCUUGUACUUCACCAGUGAGAGCCACGUCCACUCCCUGCUCAGCAUCUUCCGCUACGGAGGCAUGCUCGACGUAAGAGCUCCGACACCUCCAGAACCGCUCGGGUCUCACACAGGGGGUGACGGUGUGUGUGUGUGUGUGUGUCAGGAGGAGAGGGACCAGCAGUGGAAGCGUGCCAUGGAUUACCUCAGCGCCGUCUCUGAACUCAACUACAUGACUCAGAUCGUCAUCAUGCUGUACGAGGACAACACGAAGGACAUCACCUCCGAGGAGCGCUUCCACGUGGAGCUCCACUUCAGCCCCGGGGUCAAAGGCGUGGAGGAGGAGGAGAACGCGCCGACCGGCUUCGGCUUCAGGCCCGCUUCUGCAGAGGUAGCCCGGCAGAAGCAGACGGACCCCGGCAGCAUGGAGGACCUCACGCGGGACGAGACGGACCGCGCCGUGCCGCUGUCUGAACCCAUCGCCAUUCAGAAGCGGUCCCCGCUCAUACGCAACCAUAAGACCGGAUCCAUGGAGGUUCUGUCGGAGACGUCGUCCCAGAAGGUCGGCAGCUACCGCCUCUUCUCUCUGUGCUCGCGUCAAUCCCCCGACAUGAAGCAAAGUGGACUAGGCUCUCAGUGCGCCGGGCUCUUCAGCACCACAGUCCUAGGCGGGUCCUCUAGCGCCCCUAACCUGCAGGACUACGCUCGUGCACACCGCAAAAAAUUCUCCGCCGGCAGUCUGUCCUACAAAGACGAGUUGUUGUCUCUGCCGGCAGUAAAACGAUUUUCUGUGUCGUUUGCAGAGUAUCCGACUAACGGCUUCGAGGGCUGCUCCAUGGUGCCCUCCAUCUACCCGCUGGAGACGCUGCACAACUCUCUGUCGCUGAAGCAGGUCGACGAGUUCCUGACCGCCGUGUGCGAGAGCGCCGGGGACCCGCACACCCGGACCACCAGAGCGCUGUCGGCCAUGUUCGACACGCACAACCAGCCGUCGGUGGACUCGUACAUCCCCCAGAGGGUCCUCUCGUCCUCCAUCGCGAUGAGGUCGCGCUCCGACCGCCCGCCCUGGUACAGCAGCGGUCCGUCCAGCACGGUGUCGAGCGCCGGCCCGUCCUCGCCGACGACGGCGGACACGUCGCCGCGGUUCAGCUUCAGCGACAAGACGACGUUCACGCCUCAGAGCAGCGAGGAGACGCACUGCCAAAACGCCGCCGACCAGUCGCCGCCGGGCCUCGAGCCGACCGGCUCCGCCCCCUCGAACCCCGGCGAAGUCCCUCUGACUCCCAAUAACUCGCCGGAGGACGACGGCGAGCUCUGCCCCUGCGCGCCGGACGGGUCGGAGGAGGCGCCCGGCGCGGUGGCGGACGGCGGCGGGGACGGCGGCGGGGACGGCGGCGGCGAUGCCGCGGCGGGCGCGAGGCCGCCGUGCUCGGCGCUGGCGGAGCUGGUUCUGGCGCGCAUGGAGGGCUACGGCCUCCCCGGCUCGCUGCCCGUGCUGCUGGAGCUCCGGGAGAGCGGCAGCGAGGCCGGCUCCAGCUCCCAGACGCCGCAGUCCCCCGACGGGCCGGACGAGUUCUUCGACACGCAGGAGUCCAUGGAGCUGUGGACGGACAGCCCGGAGAGCCCGCCCCCCGAGGCGCCGCUGGAGGGCGCGGCGCUGGCUAACCCGGCGGAGCCGUAGAGGGGGCGGAGCCUUCUCGACCGCAGACCUGUAGUCACAUCCGUAACAUGAGCAACCUCAAACUGUGCUGUUCAUUGACUUAAAAUAUAUAUAUAUAUAUAUAUAUUAAAUAUAUGUAUUUAAUAUAUAUAUUACAUAUAUAUAUUAAAUACAUAUAUAUAAAUUAAAUAGAUGUAUUUAUAUAUCUAUAUAUUAAAUAGAUAUGUGUAUAUAUAUAUUAAUAUAUAUAUUUAUAUAUGUAUUAAAUGUAUUAAUAUAUAUAUAUAUAUAUAUAUAUAUAUAAAAGAAGCCUCACCAGUGAACCUCUGAGCCUCCCCUGGUUCUGUUACUUUUGCUUUGUUGCCGUUACAAAAACACUUUUCUUAAAGCUGCAUUAAUCUGUUUUCUUGGCCACUAGGGGGCGCUCACAUCUAGAACACUUACAAAAUGAAAACUGAAAUCAUGCAGGAAGCGUGAGGCGUAUGAUUGGUUGACGGAGCUUCAGACUGGACACUCUUUGUUCCCUUCAGCCGGAGGGAAGGUCAACGUCACGGGACACGGGGACUUUCAACUCGGUGACGCAAUCCGUGGCUCGUCUGUCGGUUUCAUUUCCUGCGCCUGUGAUUUUCAAAACAAAAGCUGAAUCCCAUUUACUGCCGGAGAAACCCCGCGAGUGCAGCAGGUCCGACUGUGUGUGCCGCCUCCUGCCAAAGGAAUGUGACGUCAUCAUGAAGAGAGGAAACUCAUAUUUAUAUUGAAAUUGCCUCGUUAAAAAAUAAAUAUACAUAUUAUGGUAUUUUUAUACCCACGUCAGAUAUUUAAUUGUACCAUUGCUAUUGUUUAGUAUUUAGUAAAAUAUAAUAAUGAUAAAAACACACAACCUGAAAGCGGAUCUCUCAUUUCAUCGCUGAACAAAAUGCAAUGAGCUUUUAUUGUGGCGGUUAUGUAGCAGGUGUGUGUGUGGGGGGGGGGGGGGGGGGGACAUGCUUGAGAAGCAUUUCAGGUCGCUCCUGCGUUUACGUUGUCGAGGUGAAACGACCAUCGGAUAAUCACGAUGUCUUCACGAUGUCUUCGUGCUGCUUGUGGAUUUAAAGGGCCAGUGCGCUCCAAUUAUUAAAAAACAUGAAUUUAAAUGAUAUUUUGGGGUUUUAUUUCUUCAGGUUUUGAGAGACCAGAACAUUUCAAGCUCGUCGUGUUUUCCAGAACCAGUGAAGCUCUCUGGAUCAGCCAAGCCUCAGGAAUAAAAUCAUUUCUUGAUUAUUGAUUCCGUCACACGUUUCUUUUUCUUUUUUUAGGACUUUGUGUUUUAUUGAAGCAGAUCUCAAAAACCUGGACAAAUGAAACCAAAACUUCAAGGUAAAAGUAGUUCUGGUGACCAGAAACCCACCGGGUCUGAUUCCUCUGAUCAGCUGAUUAGUAAUCAAUGAUCUCACUAGACGACUCGGACGUUUUCAUUUCUUCUGUCUGUGAGUGAAAUUCAAUAAACUGUUUUUUAGAAAGUUUAUCAUGAAACAAUAUUGUGUAAUACUUCAGACAAUGUUACGAAAUACAACUAUUGUUCAGUAAAUGUUC